This is a messenger RNA of Aureobasidium pullulans EXF-150, 1032 nucleotides long. Its product is annotated as NAD(P)-binding protein. NCBI's taxonomy places the organism in Eukaryota, Fungi, Ascomycota, Dothideomycetes, Dothideales, Saccotheciaceae. Gene Ontology annotation, molecular function: oxidoreductase activity, acting on the CH-OH group of donors, NAD or NADP as acceptor. The coding region runs from base 1 to 1032 and encodes 343 amino acids. The transcript has 3 exons. The record is from RefSeq and is a predicted model, not a curated record.
AUGCGCGCUGCUCGCAGCCAUGCCUCCACCGUUCAAUCCGCCUUCAAGUCGGAUUUGGUUCGCGCUUUCUCCUCGACUCGCACCCUCGGCGAUGAGAAGUCUAUCAACGUUGUCUCCUUCAACACCUCCGGCAAGCGCGAGCAGGAGACUCUUGCUGUCCCUGCCGCUGGAAACGAGCCCGUCACCCCUCCCGGCCAAGACAUCGAGGUCGCUGCUCAGCCUCUGAAGCACGAACUCUUCGACAAGCUCUCGCCCACCAUGCAGAAGUUCACCCUGUUCGGGAAAGUCGCCGCUAUUACCGGCGGUGGCCGCGGACUCGGUUACAACAUGGCUCAGGCCCUCUCCGAGGUUGGCGUCAAGGGCAUUGCCAUCUUUGAUGUUCAGCAGGAGCUCGGCGAGAAGUCCGCUCAGCACCUCUCCGCUCAGACUGGUGUCGACGUCCGCUUCUACAAGGUCGAUGUCCGUGACAAGGCUGCGAUUCAGCAGGCUGUCCAGGAUGUUGCCACUCACUACGGCAGAAUCGACAUUCUCAUCAACGCCGCUGGUAUUGCCGACUCCAACGUCAAGGCUGAGACCUACCCUGAGAACAUGUUCCGUCGUCUUCUCGACAUCAACAUCACCGGCACUUUCCUUGUUGCCCAGGCCGUCGGUCAGCAGAUGAUCAAGGCCCAGAACGGUGGUUCAAUCAUCAACAUCGCUUCGAUGUCUGGUAGCAUCGUCAACUACCCUCAGGAACAGUCAUGCUACAAUGCCUCCAAGGCUGCCGUCAUCCAGCUGACCAAGUCUCUUGCUGCUGAGUGGGCACGCCACAACAUCCGUGUCAACUCCAUCUCUCCCGGUUACAUGGACACCGCCCUCAACCGUGUUCCCGCUCUUGACGCCCAGAAGCGUAUUUGGAUGGACAACACUCCCCAGAAGCGUCUCGGUGCUGUUGAUGACCUCAACAACCUUGCCGUCUACCUCGCCUCGCCUGGUUCAAGCUACAUGACUGGCAACAACUGCCUCAUCGAUGGUGGUUACACCCUUUGGUAA